AUCAGCAAGUGCAGAAAGAGGGGACAGGCUCAGAGUCAUUUCAGGAGGCGGAGGACAGCGAGCGGAGUGAAGUUAUCCUGGUGCACACUUAAAGGAAACAAACCCGAUCUUUAAAAGAAGACAAUUUAGGGAAAGAGGAAGAAUCAAGAACAGGAUUUAUCCCGAUCAGAGGUUGUCUCAGGUUUUUCUCCCAGCAAGGAAAAAAUGAGUCUGAGCACCAGUGAGCUGGAGGACCUCUGGGAGUCGUUUGGGGACCUCAACUUUUCCUUAACAUUUAGCAACAUAUCCAGCGUGGAUGCGAUGGUGUGCGCUACGGCCUUCAACCGCAGCGCUCUCCUCUACUCCAUGUGCGUCCUCUACACGUUCAUCUUCAUCGUGGGCCUGGCUGCUAACGCGCUAGUCCUGUGGGUGAACAUCCGAGCGCAGAGGGACUCCACCCCUCGCCAUGAGACGCACAUGUACAUCGCCCACCUGGCGGUAGCGGACCUGUGUGUGUGUGCCACGCUGCCCGUGUGGGUGAGCUCGCUGGCCCAGCACGGACACUGGCCUUUUGGGGAGGUGGCCUGUAAACUCACACACCUGCUGUUCUCCGUCAACCUCUUCGGCAGCAUCUUCUUCCUGGCCUGCAUGAGCGUGGACCGCUACCUGAGCGUGGCAAAGCACGGGGACGGCGAGGGAGGAGCGCGCAGGAAGCUGAUCCGCCGCGGAGUGUGUGUGGGUGUGUGGCUCCUGGCUCUCGUCGCCUCCCUCCCGGACACUUACUUCCUGGGUACUGUGAAGUCCACCCACGGGGACACCAUGCUGUGCAGGCCUGUGUACCCGGAGGGAAACCCCAGGGAGUGGAUGGUGGGCGUGCAGCUGAGCUUCAUCCUGCUGGGCUUUGUCCUCCCCUUCCCCGUCAUUGCAGUUUUUUACGCCCUGCUAGCGAGCGCUUUCACCCGCUCUUCUUCUUCUUCCUCACCGUCGUCCACGGUGGAGCAGGAGCGCCGCGUGAGUCGCAGGGUGAUCCUGGCCUACAUCGUGGUGUUUCUAGGCUGCUGGGGGCCGUACCACGCCGUCCUCCUCGCUGAUUCUCUGUCUCAGCUGGGCCUGGUGCCUCUGACCUGCGGCCUGGAGAACGUGAUCUACGUGGCCUUGCACCUCACUCAGUGCCUGUCUUUGCUCCACUGCUGCUUCAACCCCAUCCUCUACAACUUCAUCAACAGGAACUACCGCUACGACCUCAUGAAGGCCUUCAUCUUCAAAUACUCAACGAGGACGGGCUUGGCUCGCCUCAUUGAGACGUCCAACAUGUCUGAGACUGAGUACACUGCUGUAGCUGUGGACAACCCACCGCUGAUCUGAAACUGACAAAUUAGCUUUUCAUGAACACUGAUUCUAAAUCUGAGUAUAAUGCAAUAUAAUCCUAUGUUAGAACUGAUUUGUUUUAUAUCAGACUCCGUCCACUUUGUGUAUCGUGUUUGACAUUAGAAGACAGUAAAAAGAAAGCAAAUCCUUUUCUGCUUGAAUCAUGUAGAGAAGCUUGAAGACAUGCAGGCUAAUAUCACCUUUGAUUGCCCGAUAUGAAAGCACUUAGAAGGCGGUUUUUCUUUUACCAGCUGUUACUGAAAUCACAUGAAUAUUGUCACUCAUUUGUAAAGCCAAAACAGUGAUUGUGAUUGUGUAAAAAUCAUUGCCUGUACUGUUUGUGUAUGGUUGUAUUAUGGGAUGUAUGUUGUGUGUUAGCGUGUGAUGUUUAUAAUCUAAUGGGCAUCACUUGUUGAUUGUAUAGUAAUAGUGUUAGUUCUUUUUUUGUGUAUCAAGUUGUAUUUAUAUAUUGAACAUUAUGCCUCCUUCAUGUUGUAAUUUAAAGUCUUCACACACUGAUGUCUGCUCAGCGUUCAGUCCUGCUGUCUCAAAGAAACCUUAUUUCAAAUCAGUUGAACCCCUCAGACAAAUAAUCUAAAAAUAUUUUAAAUGUCUGAAAGAGUUGGAUGAGAAGAUUGACAUCACUCUCGUGUCAUAGGCUACCGUAUCAAGCUAUAGCCUGCUAGCUCCGUGUUAGCUUAGUGACGAAAGCUAGCCUGACUUUGUCAAAAUCUGCCUACCAACAUCUCAGAUAAUUAAUAAUUCAUGUUAUAUUUUCUUUGUUUUAUCUGUAAACAACUAAAAUGACAAUUUAAAUGUAAUCGUGUGGUUGACUGUUUCUCUGACUGUUGUCCAUUGUUUUUGCUAGUAGCUUAGCCUGGUUUUGGCUAGCAUUUGGCUUGGGGACAAAAGGAAUGUAAAGGCCUAACUUUAAAGAAAAAGUGAAAAGCCAAUUAGUAAAUGAUUUACAUUUUCCAAGCAGCUUCUGUUUUCUUCAGCUCUACAUCUUGCUAAACAUUGUCCAGAAGCUUAAACUGGGACUACUGAGAAGCUUAAAGAGUACUUUGAGGUAGCUCUGUUAUCUUCUGAGUUUGUCCUUUAUUAUGCUACAUACUGUACAUAUAUACUUCUAUAGCGUGCAUCACUGCUAAUAGUGUGAAGUAUGCAUGUGUCCAGGUGGUGAUAGUCUUUCUGUUUCAGCACAUCGGCCUCUACGCGGCAGAAGGUUAAAAGUUUUUAUGACCAAAUAACAUGAAACAAUAGCUUUACUACUUCACUGUAGACAGCAGCUGUGAGGAGCAACAAUGGAGUGUUCAUUAAGGACCAAAAAACAUCACUGCUUUACUUAAAGGUGUGUGUGUGUGUGUGUGUGUGUGUGUGUGUGUGUGUGUGUGUGUGCUACAGCUUGACAAAAAAAAAGAUGACGUCUUGUCACAAACAUUGAGUUGUACUUCACUCUCCGUCUGUUACAGGAAACAUCCUUUUGAUAAACUGACAUUUUGUCAUGUGAUUGGUAACAUAUGUUUGCUUUUACACUGAAAAGAUGUCAUGUAGCGAUUAGAGCAGACUGGAGACAUGAGCAUGUGUCUACAUGAACAGAGGCAUUCCUUUGCUAUUGUAAUGUGUAACAUGUGAUUUUUAUGUAUAUAAAAAAACUGAAAAUGU
Molecule: messenger RNA, 3012 nt
Organism: Labrus mixtus (cuckoo wrasse)
Lineage: Eukaryota; Metazoa; Chordata; Actinopteri; Labriformes; Labridae
Gene: ackr3a
Product: atypical chemokine receptor 3a
Exons: 2
Coding region: 205-1344 (379 amino acids)
Biological process (GO): chemotaxis; angiogenesis; G protein-coupled receptor signaling pathway
Cellular component (GO): membrane
Molecular function (GO): chemokine binding; coreceptor activity; G protein-coupled receptor activity
Source: RefSeq, a predicted model, not a curated record